AUGGAAGACUCAAACAUAGACGAGGUGUUUCUUCUGAGACAGCAUUCAGAAAGAAACAAUGAUCCCUUAGAGUCGCACGAAGAAGCCCUCUCUGCAGUUGCAGAAGUGCUAUCCACCCCCGUUGACUUUAACCAAAAGAGAGAAAAGACAGAACCAGAUGGCGAGGAUCAUCACGAAGAUGAGCAGCGGGGAAGAGAAAUCAAAAGGCAAAAGAUUGAAGAAUCAGAAUCAGCUAGUCAGCGAGAUUCGGGGGAAAAGGAUGAAAGCGCUGCAUCAACGGCAACAACCGAGGAAAAUGACGAGGCAAAGAUGCCAGACCCGACAGACAGCCUCGCAAUGAGCGACACGCACGCACGGUUGAUUCAACAAGCUCACCAGCAAUUGGAGAAACAGCAAGCACAACAGCAAACGCAGCCACCGCAGGAAGCCACGCUGCAUGGCGAUGACCGUGACCAAGACCAUGAGUAUGAGCGUGAGCGUGAGCAUGUCCACGUUGAUGAUGACGGCAGUAACGAGCCUGGAAAAGUCGAAGCACCGGAGAUUGUCAAGUCUGUUGAGCCCGAGACUCAAGCACCCACAAAAAGAUACUCGUCUUCAGCGAUACCUCCCGAUUCCGAGCUCUUCAACACAAACGCCGCACAUGCCGCGUAUUCGUCACUAUCGUCGCUGUUCCAGCAUCUGACCCUUGACCCAACAAGAGCCAUUUUCACCCUGGCAAAUUUGUCGGUGCUACCUUUGCCAAUUGUGGCGGCUAACUACUUGCCACCCCGAAUACAGUUACUCAUCAACACUCUACCCACCUUGGACAACUUGGCAACACAACUACUAAGGAUCGCCGUUACGUCCUCGUACAACAAGAUUAUUGACCUCGCUUCGAACCCAGAGACACCCGAAGGUGCCGCGUAUCGUGAUUUGACAUCCUUGUUUGAGUUUACCAAGAGAUUGUACUCGGAAGAGGACCCAUUUCUCACCGUGGACCACCUUGCACCCGGAAUGUGGCGCGUUGGCGAUGUCACUCCGCAGAUUUUCAAAAGCAAAGAGCAAAGCAUCGAGUCUACUUUGAGAAAAGUUAACUUGGCGACAUUUCUAGCAGCCACCUUGGGUACCAUGGAGAUUGGGUUUUUCUAUCUCAAUGAGUUUUAUUUGGAGAUUUUUUGUCCCGGAAACAGUCUAGACGUAAAGAACAGCUUGUCGGAUACCAACUACAUGGAAUCGGCACCAUCUUCGCUAGCCACUAGUAUUCAGUCUGGAACAGGAUCAACGGUUGGCGGCAGGAUUGGCAAGUUGUUGAAGCCCCAAGCUUUGCUAUUUCUCGACUUGAAGACGCAGGCCUACAUAUCGGCAAUUGAGGCCGGUGAACGUUCAAAAGAAGAUAUAUUGGAUGAUAUCCUACCCGACAAUAUGGAGCAGAUCUUAUUGGAAAGAAGAAACAUAUCAAUGUUGCUCCCAACCGAAGUGGACUUUGUCGAAAGGUGCCGCUCGAGAAAAGCGUUUCUUUUGAAAUACGAUGAGAGCAAUCUACAGCCGCUUUCGGAAAACUUCAAGUGGUUUACUUUUCUAAAAGACUUGUUUGAUUACACGUCGAGAAACAUGGGAUACUUGAUCUGGGGGAAAUCAGGAAAGCCACCGAGGGACAGACGCGAAGAGACCCCGGCCCACACCCAGGAGUUGUACGACCAGAUCAAUGCACAAAUGAACUACUCCCCUUCGUCACGAGCCGACGACGACGCUGCUGGUGGGGACUCCUCGACAACCGACCAUCUGAAUUUGCUCCCAUCUGAAAUACGAGAAAAACAAAUACAGGUGAAUGGCCAUCGACCUAGUCAGCGCCGACCAUGGACUCGAGAAGAGGAAAAAGCAUUUAAGCACGCAAUGGAGUUGAAAGGGCCCCAUUGGUCGGCCAUCUUGGACUUGUUUGGCAAGGGCGGUAAAAUCAACGAGAGUUUACGCAAUAGGUCGCAGGUGCAGCUCAAGGAUAAGGCGAGAAACUGGAAGGUUUUUUACUUGAAGAACGAUAUGGAAGUACCGCACUAUCUUCGAAAUGUGACUGGUGGAUUAGAUGAUAAAGUCAAGAGAAGCAUAUCCAGGACGAGCGCAAAGACUGCUGCGGCACCAGUCCCUAACGCUCAGCAACAGAAGCAGAAGCAACAAGAGCAACAAUAA
Messenger RNA from Lodderomyces beijingensis, 2163 nucleotides. The record is from the annotation of a GenBank genome assembly. NCBI's taxonomy places the organism in Eukaryota, Fungi, Ascomycota, Pichiomycetes, Serinales, Debaryomycetaceae.